GAGACAGCGAAGACGGGACUUCAAGUGAAUGCAGAGAAGACAGAGGUGAUGAAGAUACCCAACCAACAACAACAAACUCCAAUCACCAUCAACGGAAGAAACUUAAAGGAAGCAGCCUCGUUCACCCACUCUUCUAGGCAGCACGGUCUCAACUACAGGCGGCACAGACGAAGAUGUCAAAGCCAGAAUCAGAAAAGUAAGACAGGCGUUCAUAAGCCUGAAACUAGUGUGGAGAUCUUCUGCAUUCAACAUGUGCAACGAGAUCCGGAUUUUCAACACCAACGUCAAGUCAGUGCUUCUGUAUGGCCCACAGACUUGGCGCGUUACGAAAGAGAUUUCUAACAAACUACAGAUAUUCAUCAAC
This is a messenger RNA of Heterobilharzia americana, 364 nucleotides long. The record is from the annotation of a GenBank genome assembly. Lineage: Eukaryota; Metazoa; Platyhelminthes; Trematoda; Strigeidida; Schistosomatidae.